AUGGAACAAACGUCGCUUGGAGAGGUUGAAGCUGGAAUGGCCACAGGAGAUUCCCAUCAAACCCAGACAGAACCUCUGGAAACCGAGACUGGCAUUACGGACAACUCCCCUCAGCCUAAUGGUCAUGAUCAGAAUGAACCUCAUCAAGACCAAAAGAAGCAGAUCACAAAAAGCGAAAGCGAUACUAAGGACAGCAUACUCAAGUCUGACGAUGACAAAGUCCAGAAAAUUGAGCCCAACACCCAGAGUACAGCCCCCAAUGACAAUGACCAUGAGCAGAAAGUCAAGAUCGACCCAAAUGAAGGCACCGCCAGCUCUGAUGAUCAUGGUCAGAAAGUGAAACUUGAAACCCAAGAUAAACCAACCAUCUCAGAAGAAGUACCGGAAGAGGUCAAAGAAGAGCUUCUGACAUGGUUAUCUAUACGCAAUCCUGAUGAUGCAAAAAUUCAAUAUCAAAUCUUGAAGGAAUCUAUUCGGAGUUCCGGUGCUGCCUCUCGCGCUGCGCGCCAGCUGAAAAGAGCGAACGAGGAGACCUCACAGAAUCCCCGACCAGCAAAAGCAGCCCGUACCUCGAGUCCCCAAGCUGGUGUCCCCGAAGAAGCUGCCCUCAACGAAGGAAUAAUGGCACCAAGUGAUCAGGUGAACAAGCCGAGCGACAUAACCAUGGAUCAAGUUCGUCAAGAGGUUCUGAAGAUGCUAGGGGAAUUCAGAUCGGAGAUUCAAAAUCUCACCAAGUGUCUGGAAGAGAUGGAUACCGGGAAAGACACCGAGAAUCUGGCCACUCAGGAGUAA
Molecule: messenger RNA, 792 nt
Organism: Penicillium brevicompactum
Lineage: Eukaryota; Fungi; Ascomycota; Eurotiomycetes; Eurotiales; Aspergillaceae
Exons: 2
Coding region: 1-792 (263 amino acids)
Source: RefSeq, a predicted model, not a curated record